UAAACAGCUUGUGCAUCCGAUUGAACUAUCAGUUUCUCUUCAGUCUUUUCUCAAAGCAGAACAGAAAUCUCAACCAAUACCAAGAUGGUUAAGAUUUAUUUUCUAGCCGCUUUUCUCUUCGUAGCUGCGGCCGCGGUAAUGGCCGCACCCGUAGAGAGCGAGUUUGAACCGAUGGAACUGUCCGCGCCGGAAGAACGCGCUCUCAGACAAAGAAGAGUGACCUGUGACCUUUUAUCGAUCAAGGGGGUCGCUGAGCAUAGUGCUUGCGCUGCCAACUGUCUCAGCAUGGGCAAAGCCGGUGGUCGCUGCGAGGAUGGUGUCUGUCUUUGUCGCAAAACUAACUUCAAGGAUCUCUGGGAUCAACGUUUUGGUUAAAUUCAACCACUCGCGUGCACACCGAUAUCCAACGAUGGAAUUUUCUACUUAAAGCGAUUAAAGACUGACUUUGGUUUUCAGAGAGUGGCAAGAUACUUAUUGAUAAAAUACGUCGUUGUUCAUCGAACGUAUUCUGGACAUCGAUUUAUUCAAAUUCAUCUCAUUAUAUUUCAAUGCAAGGAACAAUAUUUUUUUCUGUAUAUUUGAGUAUAAAAUAAACGAGAUCGCUAUUUGC
Molecule: messenger RNA, 610 nt
Organism: Colletes gigas
Lineage: Eukaryota; Metazoa; Arthropoda; Insecta; Hymenoptera; Colletidae
Product: defensin
Exons: 3
Coding region: 85-375 (96 amino acids)
Biological process (GO): humoral immune response; defense response to bacterium
Source: RefSeq, a predicted model, not a curated record